AAAUCAAACAGUUAUUUUGUUCAUUACAUAUUUCGAUAUUUCCAUUUAUGCAGUUCACAGUGCAGUGUGCAGAUAUUAUUAUCUAUACAAUUUAAUAUCCAAUCUCUGUAUCGAAAAUUAUGGCUGAAUCAAUGGAAUUUCAAGAUGUAUUGAAGUCAAUGAAGUGCUGCCUGUGCCAAAACGUUUUAUCAGUGCCACCGAUAAUAGCAAUUUCAGAAGAUGGAAAACACUUGAAGUGUGGAAGGUGUAAGAAUGUCAAGAAACCAUUCAACGCCAGAAAUUUUGCUUUCGAGAAUAUCGUGAAGUUUUUCUCAUUUCCUUGCAUCUACGAGGAUUGCAAUGAAAUGAUUCCGUGGAAAGAUGUUGAAAGACAUGAAGACAUUUGUGAGAAAAAAACUAUCAGUUGUCCAAUUUAUUACGAAUGUGGAGACAUUGUACAGGUGCAGAAUUUGGAGGAGCACAUGAAACAAAACCAUAGAAAAAAUAUGAAUUUUGGAUACUUGACUAGUAAAUUGAAGCAACAUUGGGGAGAAGUUCAUUUCGUUAAGUCAAAUAAUCAACAGUUUCUUGUGAUGAUAAAAAAUUAUGAUACACCAGAGGUAUAUGUUGCUUCGCUGAAUGGUAUAAAUGAAUGUUUUACAUACAAUUUGAAAUUAUCCAGCAUUUCUAAAGACAAAUAUUCUGUCUCGAUUGAGAAUGAACCAAUCAACAAAUAUGAUGAUAGGGAUCAUUGUUUCUCUUGUAUCGAUGAGACCUGCGAUUUGAAGCAUCAUCCCCAUUCAAGUGUGAAUGGAAAUAUACCUGUUACUGUGAAUUGCAAGAAGAUUGAUCUAACUCACAUAAAACCUUUAUUUGGUGAUAUUUCUAAGAUAAAAUAUACCAUAAAAAUCCAUCCGAAGAAGGACUUUGAAGCAAAUAAUAAAAAAAUGGUCAAUGAAAAUUUGACAGUGAAAAGUCAAACAAACAAUUCAACCGUUGUUGAUCUGUUGAAAAAGCAGUUACAGUGUCCAAUUUGUAUGGAAUACAUGAUCGGCUAUAUUUAUAACUGCGAAAAAGGACAUGUAGUAUGCAAUGUGUGUAAAAUUCAACUGACUGAGUGUCCAUAUUGUCGAACAAAAAUUGGAGAAUCUAGGAAUUUUCCUUUGGAGAAUUUAGCUGAAAUAGUACCGUUCGCUUGUCGAUUCUCAGAAGAUGGCUGCGAGUUCACAGGAGAAUAUAAGUUGCUGUGUGAGCACGAGAAAAGUUGUGAAUAUGACACUUUUACAGGACUGAAAGACCUUUUUUAAUCUGGAAAGCUCGAAGCAGAUGACACUGGUGAGAUCGCACUUCAGAGCACUACCACCAUCAGGCAAUAUCAAUGGACGCUGAAAAUGGAUUCACCGGAAUUAGAACAACAAAAGAAAGAAUGGCUUCGUCUUUGUGUUCACCCACUCUCUUCUCGGACUGGACAGUCGGAGCAAAUCGAAGCCGGCCGUGCUUGGUUCGGACUGUCAUAUGCCGAUGUUGCCAGAGUAACCACACGUCUUCAUUGGUCACACUCAAGCAUGUGAUUCAUUAUAGCCAAUAAAACGGAAUCAUGAACCUGGCAACGUCGAAUAUGAUGCAUUUCAAACAAAUAGUAAACACAUGUAUUGAAACAUUCCAGAGAUGUUUCACGUCACGCAUAACAACUGAGAAAUAUUUCACAUACUUAAAC
Messenger RNA from Phaedon cochleariae (mustard beetle), 1696 nucleotides. Lineage: Eukaryota; Metazoa; Arthropoda; Insecta; Coleoptera; Chrysomelidae. The record is from the annotation of a GenBank genome assembly.